Molecule: messenger RNA, 975 nt
Organism: Seminavis robusta
Lineage: Eukaryota; Bacillariophyta; Bacillariophyceae; Naviculales; Naviculaceae
Source: the annotation of a GenBank genome assembly
AUGUGCUACUACCAGUAUCAUGGCAGAGGAGACCUUGUCAAGACUCCAGGCUCCAACGACUUGAAGAACAAGAACUCGUUAUUAUUGGAGCAGCACGAGCAUGUCCUGGACUGUGCUGAUGCGGUGGCGACCAUGGAUGAUCCUGGAGUGAACGUGCCCCUGCACAGUUCCUGUGUAGCUCCAGCCUUUGAUAUGAAUGUGCACUCUGGAAAUGACUUGAUUUCCAAGCGUAUUCGAACCUGGGGCUGUUUUGAGUGUGCUAUUUUGAACAAGUUUAUGCAAUUCAUGGCAGCACAGACACCAUCAGAUACCUUCUUCCUUGACAUUGGUGCAAACAUUGGCAUGUACAGUUUGCAUGCAGCUGCAUUGGGACGAGAUGUAUUCUCCUUUGAACCAUUUCAAAGGAACUACCAGCGCUUGUGCAAAUCAAUCUCCAUGAACCAAGGCUUUGAGGAAAGAAUUGUUGUAUUCAAUGUUGCCCUCAUGGACCAUCCAACAACUGUUGACUUUGGGAAAGUUUCCAACAAGAACUAUGGUGGGGUUGGUGUGAAUCCAGAGGAUGAUUCACAAGACAAAGAAUCAUCAUCCAGCACCCCUGUACGUGGUUUAGACUAUGCUCCAGGAGUCCCCCUGUCUUCAUUGGAAACCAUUUUGCCUGUGAAUCGCCCUGCAGUCAUCAAGAUCAAUGUGGAAGGUUCUGAGUGCAGAGUUUUGGGUGGUGCCAUCGAUUACUUGAACACCUUAGAUAUUCUCUAUGUUGAAAUUGAAUGGUCCCCCAGCAUGAAAACAUGUGAGCACACAGAAGAAAUCUUCAAGUUGUUCCAGAAGAAUGGGCUAUCGCCUUAUCAGUACCACUACAUCCAAGAUGUUUGGAAACCAAUCAAUGUCACAGAGUGGCUUCAAUGGCACAACCAUUGGUUCAUUGAAAAUGUCUUGAAGUAUUCGCUGAUUGAUAUUGCGUGGAUUCGAGAAUAA